Molecule: messenger RNA, 348 nt
Organism: Hydatigera taeniaeformis
Lineage: Eukaryota; Metazoa; Platyhelminthes; Cestoda; Cyclophyllidea; Taeniidae
Source: the annotation of a GenBank genome assembly
AUGCUUCUCUCUAUAUCACGUAUUCUUGGUCGUGCUUUCGCUAAAGCCCUCCAAGAAGAGUAUGCUGCCAGUAAGAAUGCGGCAAGGAUCCGUGCUGAUACAAAUAAGUCUUCCAGCGAAUCCGAUUUUGUUUCUAGUUUGUCGGGAAUCUCUUUGGAGGAGGCCAAGCAAAUUCUUAACGUUUCGGACAUCCAUAAUGCCGACGAAGUUUCUAGGAAGUACGAUUAUCUUUUCAAUAUAAAUGACAAGAAGAACGGUGGUUCUCUAUACUUACAGUCCAAGGUCUUUCGGGCGAAGGAACGCAUAGACGAGGAGCUACAAGCAAAGUCUUCCAGUUCAAACGUUUGA